AUGGCGCCCGGUGAAGCGGUGGACGACGUUGACAUCAGCAUGGAGGACCAGGACGAUGCCGAUCAAGAGCAGAGGUUGAUCAACGAAGAGUAUAAGACAUGGAAGAAGAAUAGCCCUUUCCUCUAUGAUAUGAUUCUGAGCACUGCUUUGGAGUGGCCAACACUUACCACCCAGUGGUUUCCCGACAUUAAGGAUGUGCCCGACAAGAACCACACAGUCCACAGGCUACUAAUUGGGACGCACACUGCCGAGGGAAAGCCCAACUAUCUCCAGAUCGCCGAACUUGAGCUUCCGAAAUUUGUUGACCCCAACCCUCGCGACUAUGAUGAGGAUCGCGGGGAGAUCGGGGGCUAUGGGAAGACCUCCUCAGGCGAGCCUCCGGUUAUCAAGUUCAACAUCACACAGAAGAUCGACCACCCAGGCGAGGUCAACAAGGCCCGCUACCAACCUCAGAAUCCUGACAUCAUUGCGACGCUUGCCGUUGACGGCAAGGUUCUCAUCUUCGACCGCACCAAGCACAGCCUGACGCCCACGGGCACCCCUAACCCCCAAGUCGAGCUCAUUGGUCACAAGGAGGAGGGCUUCGGCCUGAGCUGGAACCCACACGAGGCUGGCCAUCUGGCAUCUGGUAGUGAGGAUAAGACGGUCCUCCUUUGGGAUCUCAAUACUCUCCAGGGCACGGGUAAGACACUCAAGCCUUCGCGUAAAUACACGCACCACAGCCAUAUUGUCAACGAUGUGCAGUACCACCCAAUGGUCAAGCACUGGAUCGGUACCGUGUCGGACGACCUGACGCUUCAAAUUAUCGACGUCCGGCGCUCCGACACCACGAAGGCGGCUGUUGUCGCUCGCGAUGGCCACAGCGAUGCGAUCAACGCUCUCUCUUUCAACCCACGGACCGAGUUCUUGAUCGCCACUGCGUCCGCCGACAAGACGAUUGGUAUUUGGGAUAUGCGUAACCUGAAGCAGAAGAUCCACACGCUCGAGGGCCACGUUGACGCCGUCACCUCACUCUCGUGGCACCCCUCGGACAUUGGUAUUCUGGGGUCUGGUGGCUACGACAGGCGGGUCCUCUUCUGGGACCUCAGCCGCGCGGGCGAGGAGCAGCUUCCGGAGGACCAGGAGGACGGCCCGCCGGAGUUGCUGUUUAUGCACGGUGGGCACACCAAUCACCUGGCCGACUUUAGCUGGAACCUCAACGACCCGUGGCUGGUCUGCAGUGCGGCGGAAGACAACCUGCUUCAGAUCUGGAAGGUUGCGAAUUCCAUUGUCAACCAGGACGACGUCGAGUUGCCGAUGAACGAAAUGGGCGCGUCCAACUAG
Dichotomopilus funicola is the source of this 1323-nucleotide messenger RNA. Its product is annotated as WD40-repeat-containing domain protein. Gene Ontology annotation, cellular component: cytoplasm; Rpd3L-Expanded complex; Rpd3L complex. The transcript is spliced from 5 exons. NCBI's taxonomy places the organism in Eukaryota, Fungi, Ascomycota, Sordariomycetes, Sordariales, Chaetomiaceae. Gene Ontology annotation, molecular function: nucleosome binding; histone binding. Gene Ontology annotation, biological process: chromatin remodeling; regulation of DNA-templated transcription. Bases 1 to 1323 code for a protein of 440 amino acids. The record is from RefSeq and is a predicted model, not a curated record.